AUGGUUUCUCACGGGAAUGUUUGUUGUGAUCGCACAGCCCGUUGGGAAGCCAUAGAAUGCAUCCUAGGUCGCAGCGGACCCCUUCAACGCAGUGAAUUUGAGCCUUCAUCGGAGGCUCUGAUGGGAUUUUGCCACAUAGAUGUAGUUGAUAUGGAUACAAUAGAUGUUUCUAACUUAAACAGGCAGUUUCUUUUUACGGAGAAAGACGUUGGCCGUUCAAAGGCUGAAGUUGCUGCUGAUUUCAUUAUGCGCCGUAUCGACACUUGCAAAGUUACUCCCCACUUCAAAAAAAUCCAGGAUUUUGGUUCAAACUUUUAUAAACAGUUCGACAUCGUAAUUUGCGGUCUCGAUUCCGUUAUAGCUCGUCGCUGGAUUAACAGUAUGCUUGCAAGUUUACUAGAGUACAAAGAAGAUGGAACACCAGACUUUCAAACCAUGAUACCACUAGUUGAUGGUGGGACAGAGGGUUUCAAGGGACACGUCAUUGUCGUCCUUUUCGGUUUCACUGGAUGCAUUGAAUGUAGUCUUGAUCUAUAUCCACCCCAAGUUAAUUAUCCCCUUUGCACAAUUGCACACACACCAAGAUUACCGGAACAUUGCGUAGAAUUUGUGCGACUGCUUCUGUGGCCCAAAGAGCAACCCUUCGGACCCGGUGUAGAUAUUGAUGGAGAUUCUCCCGACCAUCUUGAGUGGAUUUUCAGUCAUUCUUCUGAAAGAGCAAAGGAAUAUGGCAUACAAGGGGUGGACAUGCGAUUAGUAAAAGGUGUUGUAAAGAGGAUUGUUCCUUCAGUCGCUUCUACAAACGCUGUCAUUGCAUCAGCGCUGGUAACUGAAGCAUUCAAAUUAGUGACCCUUUGCUAUGAUUACUUGAACAGCUGCAUGAACUUUUCAGACGUUGAGGGAAUAUACACAUACACCUUCCAAAUCGAGCGCAAGGAUGGUUGCCUUGUGUGCAAUAAUGCUCCGAAAAAGCUUGAAUUCCCCUCCAAAGCCACUUUGCGGGAACUCGUAGAGCACUUAAAGAACGAUCCAACACUGCAAAUGCACUCCCCUACCAUUACAACAGUACUGAAUGGAUCUAAUCGUACUCUCUUUGUUGAUUUUGACGAUGCGAUGCAAGGUCUUCGGGCCAAUUUAUCAAAGUCUCUUGGUGCCUUUGUUGCUAUGCUUUAUGGAAUUGAAAUGCAUUUUCCUUUUAUUCUGGGCUUGUUCACCGGGUCAUGGUCUGUUACUGCUCCACAGUCAAUACUGGUGAUUUUUAAUUCACUUAACCGACUGGUUCUCCCUACCUUCGGGCGUUGCUUCGCUUCGCAACAUCGAGCGAAUUUCAAACACCAGCUGAAGUACGUUAACCUCACUGAUGAGCCCUUUGCCGUAGCUCUGUCGCCUGAGGCAGCGGAGCAUGCGCCAGCUUCCUUGCCCCCGCCCCUUGAUCCCGCGCCUCGCGGCAGUAUCCCCUGGUUCACCCUCGACCCCACCACUACCCUUCUCAUCGACGCUCGCAGUCCCUGUGAGUACGAUGCCGAUCACAUUGAAGGAGCUAUCAACGUCCCAAUCCUCUCCAAUCAAGAGAGGAUGGAUGUGGGGAAGAUUUUUUUCGCAGGUGAUGCUCUGGAGGCCCGCCUCCUUGGUGCUCGUUUUGCUUGCACUAAUAUUGCCCAGUCUUUGAGGCCGGAGGGUCCUCUUGGACGCCUCUUUGAGAUAUCGAACCGAAAAAGCUUCUCACCUCAACUAAUAUUGGUGUAUUGCUCCCGCGGUGGCCAGCGAUCCAUGGGACUAGGAACCGUCCUCUCGGAACUGAAUUACCCCGGUUGUGAAGUUGCCUGCCUUGCAGGUGGUUACCGGGCCUGGCGACGCCUUCUCCUCCGCCAAUUGGGUAUCUGGCCCACUCUUGUUGGUCCUGGUGGGCUUGCUGGAACCUUAUGGGUUCUCUCCAGUCUCACAGGUUGUGGAAAGACGCUCCUGUUGGAGGAGCUGGAGGCUGCGGGCGAAAGCACUCUAAAUCUAGAGCGGAUGGCGGAGCACAAGGGAUCGAUGUUCGGCGGUGCGGCGAUGCAACCAACCCAGCGAAUCUUCGACGCGCGUCUGCAUAGUGGCUUGAGGCGCUGUCUGACGGCACCCCACGUCUGGACUGAGUGUGAAUCGCGCAGUGUCGGGCCCAGAUGUCAAUUGGGAGAUGGUUUCUGGCAACGUUUGAGAGGAACUCGAUCCACUGCACGCGUUUGGUUAAGCGCGCCUCUCGAGGCGCGUGUCAAUUGGAUUCUACAAGACUACGCAGAUUGGUUGCAUAACUCGGAGGAAAAUCUGAAACGGGUCUUUGAAUCGUUGGCGAACUACCACAGCAAAAACCGCCUCGAAUCCUGGCGCAAGUUAGCACGGAAUGGGGACUACGCUGCCUUCGUUGCAGAACUUUUAGAGCACCACUAUGAUCCGCUUUACAAAAAAUCCCGAGGUCCCAUGCUUCGUCACUUCACCGACAUGGGUCUGCUGCACCGCGUUGAAGUACCCGUUGUUAGUCGUGCCUACUUUCAAAAGCAGACACUCAAGGCCACGCUUUUUCCUUCGAGAAGAAUCUUUGGGCUACUUUUCGUUCUGCCCAUUAAUGAAUUUCCAUUUUUUCGGUGUAACAGAGCCUUUCGAACCUCGUGUGGUCUUCAGAGGCACCCGGGUAUAACCUACCCCCAUAAAUUGAGCUGGCAGUGGUUGAUUGAGAAGUUUGUCAAUCCCAAUCAGUACACCGUUGACCCAAUUCGAAAAAUUCGCACUGGAGGACGCGGUCCCGAUGGUCGCAUUCAAUACAAACACGUCACUACGGGGCUCAACAUGCCAUACUUUCUCGUUGACUACGUGCGUUCACGGCAGAUGGAAGCCAAGGAGGUCCAAGAAGAGGUCAUUCUCAAGAUUGCCAAAAACUGGUGGCGCGACCCAUAUCUUGCACUGACGGCCUCUGGCGAGGUAAAGAGAUGGAUCAUCGCCACGUCGAAUAUGAAAGAGGGAGAUGUCAUCCGUUCUCACUGGGAGAUUCCUAGCAUUCCAGUGGUGCCUGUUCUGGGUGAUGCGUACCCAGUGGGAGCUUUGCCUGUGGGAACGCAAGUCUGUCUCAUCGAGAUGCAUCCGGGUGAGGGGGCGAUGAUUUGUCGAGCAGCGGGCACCAGUGCAACCGUUGUGCGACGUGGCACCGCAGUGCACGAUCUGUCCGGCCUGCGCACUCAGAUGGAUGAUAUGCUUUCUGCCGAGCCCAUCGACGAACGAUUCACUAGCACCUUGCAACUCGACUCCUCACGCCGCGAAGUUCGCCUUCUGCCUACGUGUGUGGUGGUCGUCGGUCAGGUCUCCAACGAGACGCAUAACAAACAACGUUAUCGCAAGUUUGGUGAAAAGUACUGGCAUGGGAUAAAGCAGCGCAGUGGCCUCUAUCAGAAAAAGACUGGUCGAUUUGGAAGGAAGAUUUAUCCGGUAGAUCCGUUACUUGACUGCACCCGCGAGGAAGUCCCCGACGGUGAAAUUCGAGCCAAAUUCACACUACCGGAGCGGCCAGAGUUGGAGCGGAGGCGAGUCAGAGAAAUAUUUGCGGACUCGCUGCUUGUCAGGAGGCCUAAAAUAAGGCCAGUACCGGGACCCAACAAUGCUCUUCCACACACCCUUCCUCUAUUUACGUGGCGUCACUACUAG
Hydatigera taeniaeformis is the source of this 3672-nucleotide messenger RNA. The record is from the annotation of a GenBank genome assembly. Lineage: Eukaryota; Metazoa; Platyhelminthes; Cestoda; Cyclophyllidea; Taeniidae.